AUGUCAUCACAGAUUAUAAUAAAAUCCAAAAUAAGUUCGAUUGUUGUUUUCCUAUUUUUCUUAGUUAUUGUUUAUUUCUACUAUCUAACAAACGUUUUAAUAUCUCAAAUAUAGCUAGAUAUUUCUUAUAUACAAUAGCAAUGGUGUUAACAGUGGCCAGCUGGUUUGGUCUCGUCUCAGUUAUACUAAUUGGGUUGUUUGGAUUUGGACUGUAUUUAACCCUGUUAACUUUCAUAGUUUCUUUCCUUAUUGGAAUUUUAACUAUAUUAUAUUUUAACUAUGACCACAAUAAAGUAUUCUCCAUCGACUUGGACUACCUUGAUGAUCCUCUGAGACAAAGUAACUUUUCUGUUCAAAUUCCAAAGGUAUUGGAACUUUUCAAAAAGGAGCCACAUUUAGCAAAGUUUGAUAAUAGAAUAACUGGCAGUGAAACUGUAGAUUCAUUUUUGAAUGAAAUAGUGACUAUAAUAAUUAAUGACUAUGUGACACCAUGGUAUGAGAUUCUGACCACAGAUACAGAGUUAACUGAGCACUCAAUACGAAAAGUGGUUUUAGCAGGAGGCGUAAAUAUAGCCAAUAGAGUAAAAUGUGUAGAUUGGGUCCAUAUAUUAACCACAAGGUUUCCAGAAGAGUUGACAUCCCAUUUAAAAUUGUUUAAACAGUCUAAGAUAAGGUUAAAACACAUUGACUUAACAAGUGCCAAGGAUGUAGCAAACGGUAAUGGUAAACCAAGUCCAAAGAAGCAGGAUGACAGGAAAACCCAUAAAAGGAACAAGAGUGAUACAGAACUGGCAUGGCCACCAGAUUCAUCCACCUAUGGAAAGUCCAAGUUUUACUCUGACAGUGGAGAGCAUGGGACUGAGAAGUCAUUGGUUGACUUGUUCUUUGACUUAGAAUGUGCUGUAGAAAAUAAACAAAUAUGCAGAGACAUAUUUUGUUUAGAUCCUGACAAAGAAUAUGCACUUCUAAGCGAGGUAUCUCAAGCAGUAUUAUAUUUAGUGGCACCCGAAGAGGCGUGGAACUGCCACGCCUUGAAGCUACUUUUGACUGAACUCCUGUCGGCCGUGGUUUUAAAACCACUGGUCAACUUGCUAAGUGACCCUGACAACAUUAACAGAGCUAUAAUAAGAAUGUUUUGCAAAGAUAUUAGUCUAUCAUCUGAGUUGUUCCUCAUGGUGAUCCGGUGCAGCAGCGAUGCGGAAGAGCUGGACGCUACUUUAGAUAUGGUCCAGAAGGAUAUUCAGAAACUUCAUUCCAAAGACAGUGCAGGAGAGUGGGAAAUACAAGACAGACAGAAGUUAUCGUCGCUACAGUAUCUUUCUAGAAUAGUCCAAGCCAGGAGAGCAACGCUAGGGCCUCGAGAAGGGUCAUCCAACAACAGUAAUCCUGAAAAAGUGACAGAAGAAGUAAAGCGUUCGCUGAAGUUCCUUACAGAAGUCACAGCAUGGAAAUCUAAUGCACAAUACUGUCUAGAAAUAGAACUGAAUGAAAAUGAUUCAGCGCAGACAUCCAAAGCCGUCCUAGACAGUCUUCGCUCAACAGCCCUAGAGCUAUGCGACAUGUACCUAGCGACCAACUCGCCGCCAAUGAUCGGCCUACCCGCGAACUGCCAUGCGGAUCUAGUGAGGAAGAUCACCACUGAUGGAGAACAGUUCACUAGUAACCCUCAGGCUUGCUUCGAUGACCUGGCUAAAGCGAUUUAUGAUGCUUUGGAGGACGAUCCAUCUUGGCAAGCAGACUACAUGCUGGACGAACAGGCAGAAGCUGAAAGGAUGAAUGACUACAGAAAGGAAGAAAAGUUUGAAACGAAGAAAUACAGUGAGAAGUGUAAGCGAAUGGUGAAGAGUUGUAUGUCAAGGAUACCGCGUUUAUUUCAAAAGUCAAAAUCCACUUAUCCGAGGAAAAUUGUUCCGAAUAAGUAUUCUACCUUUCCCCGAUCGCCGACCCGAAGAAAUUAUAACCCCAAGACUCAUACGCUGCCGAAAUGCAAAUGUGAUACGUUGUCUACGCCAGGCAUGGCCCGGCACAGUCGCUCGCGAUCCGACAUUGUUGGGAGUCAGAAGAUGAUCAAUGAAAGUUCUGGUGGUUCAUCCGGACUGUCGUCGGCUAACACGAGCAGUCUAUCUCUCUCACACUCGGAGAUAAAUUCAAAGUAUACCUCUCCUCUCUCAGCCAGUAUUAUAGAAACUGCUCUAGUCCAAUCGAAAGGUAAAACAUUUGGCAUCUACGCUAUAGCGGUAACUCGACUGUCUGACAAGGAAAUAUGGCACAUAUACCGGCGAUACAGCGAUUUCUAUGAUCUGCACUGCUCUAUCAAAGACCGGUGGCCAGAAUUGAACCAGCUCUCGUUCCCGGGCAAGAAGACAUUCCAGAACACGUCCAGAUCUGUCCUAGAAAGUCGCAAGCGCACUCUUAACCACUACCUGCAGAGUCUGGCAACACUAGCUCGGGAGACCAGGUACACUGGCCUCUGGGCGCCGGCCUACUUGGGGGGCUUCCUGAGCCCUGAGAACCAGGCGGAGAAGCAUAGUAACUCGAUAGACGCGGUGCUUGUGAACUCAAUACGUGCUGGUAUGAGGACGUUGAAGAAUAUGCCUGACCAAUUUGCGAACACAGUUGACGGAGUUAUGGAUGGUAUUUCCAAAGUUUUUCAAGGAAAAAGCGGUGACAGUUAUUACGACGGACUGAAGAGUGGAAACUCUUCGGAUGGACAAGAUGAGGGCGACGAGAGCGCGUGCUUCAGGCUGCUGGAGGAGGUGCUGGGGCUGCGCGGGCUGUGGCUGCGGCGGCGGCUGCUGGCCCCCGUGCGGACGCUGAUUGCUGAUCGAGUCAAUAAAAAAGUUCUAGAACUGGUUUCGUUCCUCACCUCACCUCGAAGCGUAGUUCAGUAUUUGAAGACAUUCAAGCAAUGGCUGCAAAGUCGGGACCAAUUAAACUACGCGGUGAGGGACGACGCGACAAAGGCGCGGACGCGAGUCGUGGCUAAAGUCACGCUGCUGACGGCUUGUUCAGAUGAUCUAAGACACAUAGUGGGGUCGGACACGGCCCGGCGAGGCCUGCUCAACGUGUUCGAUCUGUUUCAGUCACAGGAGAUCAACAGACGCAUCAUAUUUGUUUUUCUCGAGUGUAUUCUGCUGAAUCUCUUUCCUGACAACAACAUUCAAGACAUCUUCAGGAGGCUGUAUGCGGACUCACCGCGCGUGCCUCCUAAGAAAGUUGUAAAUAUAUGAUCUUUAGUUUAUUUUGUAGGAAGCCAAAUGUACCUUAAUAUUUACUUUAGCAUGUAAAUUUAGUUAGUCAGAUAUUUAGAAGGUUUUGUACGACGGGCCAAAGGUUGUGUGAAUGCUGAUUUUGUUUACACGAGAUGAUUUUUUGACGGAGCGUAAAAAGAAAAUCGAAAUUGGUAAAGAUACCGUUAUACAAAAUUAGUUUUUUUUAGAUUAUAUAUCGGCGUUCCAUAUUGGUCGUACUAUUUGUAAAUUCUAGAUUUCCCGAAGAACAGACUGUUCACGAUUGUAAUACAUAAUGUACUUAUUAUUAAUUUAUAUCUUUAUGAUGAUGAGCAUAUACCUAUUGAAUACUUAUCGAAUUUCUAAAAAAAGGUAUUGUUUAUACCUUAGUAUAACUUAGCGCAGGAUAGCAAAUUAAAAUGUGUCAGCUAAGAAGGAAUCAAUUUUAAAUUUUGCACUGUUAAAACUUCAAUUUAAUUUUUUGAAAGCCGACAAUAUGAUCUACUGAGUAAAUCUUACUUUCCAUUGUUUUAUUAGACUAUGCAUGCUUUCCAUAAUCUAAAUUUAAGAUUUGAGAUUGCCUAAAUUAAAAUUGCCUUAUAAUCGGUUCCAUUAUUGACGUAAAGCAACGUCU
Messenger RNA from Plutella xylostella (diamondback moth), 3864 nucleotides. The record is from RefSeq and is a predicted model, not a curated record. Lineage: Eukaryota; Metazoa; Arthropoda; Insecta; Lepidoptera; Plutellidae.